AAACCUGUGAAUGAAUCAUAAGUGAAUUACUUAAUUCAAUAUAAUGAAAAUGUGUUGUUUAUAACAUUUAAAGCGUUGUAUUUCUUUGGGUAGCGAAAUGUCGAAGAAAAAGAAACCCUGGAAGAAAAUAUUGUACGAGGAUCAGGGCUAUCCAGACUAUUACACAGAUCAGACUUUCCUUUGGGAGCUGAAACGAAACACCAAGUUAAAAGCUAUCAGUCUGCAUGAAGCAAUAUUAGAAGUAUCAGUAGUGGUUCAGGAAUUAUGUGCUGUGAUAAUAUUUGCCUUAAUUUACGUGUUACUGCAUGAGCAGCGAAUUGACCCAGCAGUAACAUUCUAUACAAUAAGUGCUCUGAGUUUGGUUUGUUUUCUGGUUUACAGGAAAUUCCUCAGUUCUGAUAUGACAAAUGCGUUGGGAAACGAUAUCCGAACGCUUCUUAUAUUCCUUGUUUUUGGACAGUUGUUUUCACCUGUACUGCACACUUUAACAGACACCAUAAGUACAAAUACCAUUUACAUGAUGACCUUUUUUAUGAUGCUUGUGCAUUUAAUAUUUUUUGAUUAUGGAGUACCUGCAGCCAUUGUAUCCAAUAGUUUGUCACUUAGCGCAGCUGUCUUUGCAUCAAUAUGCUUAGCGUCAAGGCUGGCCUCAGCCUAUCAUGCAUUUGUCUUGAUCACAAUUGCCAUUGAAAUAUUCGUGUUAUUUCCACUGCUCAGAAAGAAGUUUGGCAGAUCAAUUGUGAUGUGUUCCAUUUUAAUACUUGUUACAAUUGGUUUGUUGCAAGUGAUUUCACCAUUGAUGAAUGUGUGUUUCGUGAUGUCUGUAAUAUUUAUAAACUUCAUAUGUCCAUUUCUAUUUGUAAAGAAUCAAAGUUUUAAAGAUAAUAUUUAUGGUCCAUGGGACGAAGCUGUUGUUCAUGAUGUUGAUAGUGUUUAUGAUUUAAUAUAUUCAUAA
Molecule: messenger RNA, 955 nt
Organism: Nicrophorus vespilloides
Lineage: Eukaryota; Metazoa; Arthropoda; Insecta; Coleoptera; Silphidae
Gene: PIG-C
Product: phosphatidylinositol N-acetylglucosaminyltransferase subunit C
Exons: 1
Coding region: 98-955 (285 amino acids)
Biological process (GO): GPI anchor biosynthetic process
Cellular component (GO): membrane; glycosylphosphatidylinositol-N-acetylglucosaminyltransferase (GPI-GnT) complex
Source: RefSeq, a predicted model, not a curated record